Messenger RNA from Solea senegalensis (Senegalese sole), 3177 nucleotides. RefSeq names its product ras-related protein Rap-1A-like. Gene Ontology annotation, biological process: cellular response to cAMP; Rap protein signal transduction; negative regulation of synaptic vesicle exocytosis. The transcript is spliced from 8 exons. Gene Ontology annotation, cellular component: plasma membrane. Lineage: Eukaryota; Metazoa; Chordata; Actinopteri; Pleuronectiformes; Soleidae. Gene Ontology annotation, molecular function: GTPase activity; GTP binding; GDP binding. The record is from RefSeq and is a predicted model, not a curated record. Bases 114 to 671 code for a protein of 185 amino acids.
UCACUCACACACGCACGCACACACUCAGGCCAGAGGCAAACUGACACUUGCGGAGCGGCGAGAGACAGCGAGCGAGGAACGACUGUUGGGCUGUCCGGUGAAACAAUCCCGCCAUGCGUGAAUACAAGCUAGUGGUUUUAGGCUCUGGAGGUGUGGGCAAGUCUGCUCUGACAGUUCAGUUUGUACAGGGAAUCUUUGUGGAAAAAUAUGACCCGACAAUAGAAGACUCGUACAGAAAGCAAGUGGAGGUAGAUGGGCAGCAAUGUAUGCUUGAAAUUCUUGACACAGCAGGCACAGAACAGUUUACAGCAAUGAGGGACUUGUACAUGAAGAAUGGCCAAGGGUUCGCCCUGGUUUACUCCAUCACAGCACAGUCAACCUUCAACGACCUCCAGGACCUGAGAGAACAGAUUCUACGAGUAAAGGACACAGAGGAUGUGCCGAUGAUUCUGGUGGGGAACAAAUGUGACUUGGAGGACGAGCGUGUUGUGGGGAAGGAGCAGGGCCAGAACCUGGCCAGACAGUGGAACCACUGUGCCUUUUUAGAGUCCUCUGCUAAGUCAAAGAUCAACGUCCUCGAUAUCUUCUAUGACCUGGUCAGACAGAUAAAUAGGAAAACGCCAGUGGAAAAGAAGAAGGCGAAAAAGAAAUCCAACUGUGUCCUGCUUUAAAGACCCUCCAGCCCCUGCAGCAGCUCUGAGCCAGGUGUGUAAAUGCUGUAAUGAAGAACUGUUGCCCUGAUUGGAACGUGCCAGCAUUCCAACAGCCCCGAUCUUACCUACUCCUCCGCCCGCCCGCCCUUUUCCUCCCAUCAGCCAUAAACGGUGAAUCAGCUGACUGAACCGCUCCUAUCAAAGACGAGGAUGAUCUACACAAGAGAAAGAAAGAAAGAGAGAGAGAGAGAGAGAGAGAGAUAUGAAGAGAAUAAAGAGAGAGGGAAAGAAAGACAGUAUGAGAGAGAAGACUGUUGUCUCUCGCCUUUGAGGACCUUCCUCUGUGUCUCAGUUUCAGUGAACCCUGAACGGACAGUCUCCAUUUCUGCACCAACAAAAAAACCCCACCACAAACUGAUGAUGAUGAUGAUGAUAAGAUUGCAGCAAAGCCUCUGAAAGUAUAAAAAAAGGUGUCCAUGAGCUGCCUACAUGGCCAGAGAGCAGCCCCAUUUUUCUUUUUUUUCUUUUUUUUCUUUUUUGUUGACAGUUUAAUAAAAAAAAAAGAAAUAACAGCGUUACAGAAGGAAAAACAAUGUUAGGAACUUGGAUUCAGUAUUUUUCAUCUUUUUCAAUAUUGUAUUUGAAAGACAUGGAAGUCGACCUCUUUUUAGUUGUGCGAUUCUAAAUAUUCUUCAAAAACAGCAUGAAAAAAAUGCAUCAGUUAUUAAGUGUAGAUGUUUUCAAGUAAAAUCAAGUGAAAAAGUGAGAAUUUCUUUUUAUAGCCAUACACCUAUUGUCCCUGCUUAUCAUGUCAGUGAUGAUAGAUCCAGGUCUAUAAUAUGUAUUAUAAUUUUUAUUACAGUUUUUUGUUUUUCUUUGUUUGCCCUGUUCAUGGACUUCUCUUUGGCAGAUAUCUCUCUUUGAUGUGACUUAAUUUUAUACUCAGUCACUGGGAUUUCAUAGCUCCCAUAAUAUAUUCUAAUGCCAUUUUUUGCAUAAUAAUGCUUCAGAAAAAAAUGGGCCUUUUUAUAGAAGAAAUACGGGGAAAAAUAAGGAUUGAUUUCUAUGUCUCUUGAAGCUGAAAUAUAUUAUACUAAACCAACUCUAAUAAUGCUUCCUGUGUUUUUCUGUCGAUGUUCCAGCCUUUAUGGAUUAUUAAAGUACAUUUUAGUACGUUUUCAUUAUAUUGGUCAAUGUAUUUUUGUGAAUUAAACUGUUAUCCAAAGCAGAUUUGACUGAUUUGAGAAGAGUGGAAUUAAAAUGUGUUUUUUACACAGGUUGCAAAGCGAACUGGGACAUUUUGUCAACUCACGUUUAUUUAAUUGAUGUUGAUUCUACUGUAUACAGUGACACAUGUCUGGCCAUGUUUCAAUAGAUGUGAAACAACAGGACAGUUACUGUUUGUAGUGUGACUUAUGUUAGAUACAGUUGAGGACAAUUAUUAGGCCCCCAUGAAAAUGUCAUUGUCAUUUUAAAAGUAUUUCCCUAGUGUUGUUAAGCAGCAAAACUUCCAUGAUUUUACUUCCACAAAAAAAAGUAAGAAGUGACCUUUUCAUCGAGCCAUAGCACAAACCACUAAUGUUCAAAACUUUUAAAAUCAAGUUAAAACGUUGUCACAUGAGAAAAAGGAUUGUUGAUGCCCACAAAGGAGAAGGAUAUGCAAAGUUAUCACAGAGUUGUCACAGUGUUAAGAACUGGAUUAUGUUGAUUUUUGUGGAUUCAUUCAAAUAAUUAAAUGAUCCAAAAUAAAAACUAGGAUGUUUUUGAAAAAAAGCUGUGCUAAUAAUUAUUUAACAGCACAAAUAUUUUGAAAACUGCAAAAUUUGUCCACUAGGGGUCAGUAUGUGAAUAGAAAUGUUUUGCACAUCCUGUGGGAAGUUGUCACGCUGAAUCUAAGCCCUAGCAGUAAAUUACAUAAUGUGGCUCAAUGGGGCAAUAACUUAACAUUAAUUUAUGUACAGAGCAUUUUUUUUUAUGAUUUUUCUUCAAUGAGAGUUUAUCAUCACCUUAAAUUCUAUAUUGAAAAACAGGUGUUCUAUACUUUACAGUAUAAACUGAAAAUUGAGAUUGCAGUCACAUUUAAAGCAAAAAAUGAUGCAACGUUUAAAUGAAGAUGCUGUAUUCUCCUACUUGCAACGUUCACAUCAUUCAUCCAUUCAUUCACUCAUUCACUGUGUCACGUUUAUCUUUUAAAGGGUAGCAGGAGGAGCUCGAGCCAAUCCCAGCUGACGUUAGGUGACAGCUGUGAUACAACUCUGGACAGUUUGUAAGCCGUAGUAUCAGAGCAUUUGACAGAGGUGUGGAAGUGUUUUAGAGUUUGUUAUUUGGAACAUGUUUUGUCCUUUUUUAAAUGUUGCAAUUUCUAAGAUUCUUACGACAAUGUUGAGAUGUUGUGAUCUGUGUUAUGCAGUCAAAAUAUUAAUGUUGGUUGAAGUAUAAUAUACAUCACAGGACUACAGAUGACCUUCAGUUUAUGUCAUUAAUAGUUUGGUUUAUAAAAUAAAGACUUUUCCUCAGUUUUGAA